GCAUUCUUCUUCUUCUUCCAAUAUUUUAAAAGUUACUGCUGGCGUCAGGCAGCCUGGUAAUUGGGUCUGUUCAUCUCUGGGUUAUCGGCCUGCGACCUUCUUUCUGAAAUGUAAACAGCUAAGAGGGGUGAUUUGCUACAAGAGAAUGCAGCAAGAGUAAGUGCCAGGUGCAGGGUACAAUUCAUAUGGAAUCAGAGAGUAAUUGGUUUUGCUUAGCUUUGUAAAGGACAAGUGUUUGUUAGUAGUAACAGCUGAAGUAUAACCAAGAUUGCUUAAUUCUUUCAGGACUGUUUAUGCUGUUUCCCCAGCCUGCUCAUUGUUUCUUAUUUUCUUUGUUUAUCAGAAGAUUUCUAUUUUUGCUGCAACAGUAACAGUCUUUUGUGGUCUGUGAUAGUACAAAACUGAAUAUAGCACAAUCGUCCAUUACUCAGGGCUCACUAAAUAAACGAGGCUGCUUCCUCUUCCGAGCAACCUAAGGAGAGGGUAGAUCCACGUGACCCGGAGUCCAGGAUGCGUCAUCGAGUGCGAACAGCCACAAAUCACCAACUCUGCUAUCACUUAUAUUUUUUAAAAGUGCGAGUCUCUACAGGAGUGUGCAACCGAGCUGUGAAAGGCCAGGCCUCGGAGAAGGAGUGGCGUGUACUCUGGAGACACUGCCUUCUGUGACCAUGAAACUCUGGGUAUCCAUGUUGCUGGUGGCCUGGUUUGGUGUCCUGGGCUGUGUGCAGGCUGAAUUCUUUACUUCUAUUGGGCACAUGACAGACCUGAUUUAUGCAGAGAAGGACCUGGUGCUGUCCCUGAAGGAGUACAUCUUGGUGGAGGAAGCCAAGCUCUCUAAGAUUAAGAGCUGGGCCAACAAAAUGGAAGCCCUGACCAGCAAGUCAGCUGCUGACCCUGAAGGCUACCUGUCCCACCCUGUGAAUGCCUAUAAACUGGUGAAGCGACUAAACACAGACUGGCCUGCACUGGAGGACCUUGUCCUGCAGAACUCAGCUGCAGGCUUUAUUGCCAACCUGUCAGUGCAGCGACAGUUCUUUCCCACUGAUGAAGAUGAAACAGGAGCCGCCAAGGCCUUGAUGAGACUUCAGGACACAUACAAACUGGACCCAGACACAAUUUCCAAAGGCGAGCUUCCAGGAACCAAGUACCAGGCAGUGCUGAGUGUGGACGACUGCUUUGGGAUGGGCCGCUCGGCCUACAAUGAAGGAGACUAUUACCACACAGUGCUGUGGAUGGAACAGGUGCUGAAGCAGCUCGAUGCAGGGGAGGAGGCCACCACAUCCAAGGCCCAGGUGCUGGACUAUCUGAGCUAUGCCGUCUUCCAGUUGGGUGACCUGCACCGUGCCCUGGAGCUCACCCGCCGACUGCUCUCCCUUGACCCAAGCCAUGAACGAGCUGGAGGGAAUCUGCGCUACUUUGAACGGUUGUUGGAGGAAGAAAGAGAAAAAAUGUUAUUGAAUCACACAGAAGCUGAGCUAGCACCCCAGGAAGGCAUAUAUGAGAGGCCUGUGGACUACCUGCCCGAGAGGGAUAUCUACGAGAGCCUCUGUCGUGGGGAGGGUGUCAAACUGACACCCCGAAGGCAGAAGAGGCUUUUCUGUAGGUACCACCAUGGCAACGGGACACCACAGCUGCUCAUCGCCCCUUUCAAAGAGGAGGAUGAGUGGGACAGUCCACACAUCGUCAGGUACUACGAUGUCAUGUCUGAUGAGGAAAUCGAGAGGAUCAAGGAAAUUGCAAAACCCAAACUUGCACGAGCCACUGUUCGUGAUCCCAAGACAGGUGUUCUCACUGUUGCCAGCUACAGAGUUUCCAAAAGCUCCUGGCUGGAGGAGGAUGAUGACCCUGUUGUGGCUCGGGUGAAUCUUCGGAUGCAGCACAUCACAGGCCUAACAGUAAAGACUGCAGAAUUGUUGCAGGUUGCUAAUUAUGGAAUGGGAGGACAGUACGAGCCACACUUUGACUUCUCUAGGAAGGAUGAGCAAGAUGCUUUCAAGCGUUUAGGGACGGGGAAUCGUGUGGCCACGUUCUUAAACUACAUGAGCGAUGUGGAAGCUGGUGGUGCCACUGUCUUUCCUGAUCUGGGGGCUGCACUUUGGCCUAAGAAGGGUACGGCUGUAUUCUGGUACAACCUCCUGCGGAGCGGGGAAGGUGACUACCGAACGAGACAUGCUGCCUGCCCCGUGCUUGUGGGCUGCAAGUGGGUCUCCAAUAAGUGGUUCCAUGAACGAGGACAGGAGUUCUUGAGGCCAUGUGGAUCAACAGAAGUUGACUGACAUCCUUUUCUGCCCUUCACCUCCCUGGCCCCACAGCCCAUGUUGUCUUCAAGUUCAACGUGACAGACCCCCUCUACUUUCCAGCCUUUGUCAGGCGGCUCUUUGGAAGCGUGAAUGUUUGUCUGGAGCAGAGAUGGUCCUGGGGAAGGUCCUGGGUGACUUGGGUGACCUGGGUCCCAGCCUCACCUGUCAGCUAUCUCUGGUCGCAAGGGUAGGGUUGGAGCAGAGUCAGGUGGUCUAGUACCUAGCAAGGUGCUUUUGUACCUCAGGUGCUUUAGGUGUGAGAUGUUUCAGUGAACCAAAGUUCUGAUACCUUGUUUACGUGCUUGUUUUUAUGGAAUUUCUAUUAAUGUGGCUUUAACCAAAAAAUAAAAUGUCCCUGCCAGAAGCC
Messenger RNA from Delphinapterus leucas (beluga whale), 2667 nucleotides. Lineage: Eukaryota; Metazoa; Chordata; Mammalia; Artiodactyla; Monodontidae. The record is from RefSeq and is a predicted model, not a curated record.